CGCUGGGCCCCUCCCCUACAGGAGCUCUAGCUGGUGGACCCAAGUACAGUAGAGCAGAAUGCGUGGGAGGGGAAAGACCCCGAAAAUGUCAAAGAAACUAGGCUCUGAGGGGGCCAGCAGGCCCCAGGGCACGCAGGGAUUGAGUGUCAGAGCCGGACCCGAGAGCCCCCAGGGACCCUGGAAACAGACGCUAGACCCGGCUUCUCCGUCAGCCUGGACAGCUGGACAAAGGCAGCGGGGAUGCGCUUUACCGUGAGGUCGGCUAUCCGUUCAGCACAAAGCCCUCAUCCCUUGUCUUGUCUCUUCCCUCUCCUUUUUUCUCUCCACUCAUCCUUUCCCUCCCUGUCUCUCGGAAUUAGGAAGGAUUCUCCUUCCCCCACAAGCUGUGCCACAACUCGCAAUCACGUGAUCGCGCGGUUACACAACCCCACACCUAGGGCUCACACACAAGGACUCAGAUCACACAGUUACAUGUCUGAUAUAUCGCAGUCUCUCUCACAUACAUAGAAGCUGUGGCCAAGUUACAUACUCAAAAACACACCCCUCCUCCUCGCUUCUUUCUUUCCUUCUUUCUCUUCUUCCUUCUCUCCCUCUUUCCUUCUUCUCUUUUUCUCCUUCCUCCCUUCCCUUCUUUUUCCUCCUCUUUUUCUUUCUCUUUUCUCUCCUUCCUUAACUUUUCUUCCUUAUUUCUCCUUCCUCUUUCCCUCCUUCCUCCCUCACUUACCUCCUUUUUUCCUUCUUUCCAAUCUUCUUUUCUUCCUUUCUUCCUUCCUUCCCUCCUUCCCAAGCUCCCUUCUUCCCUACCCUCUCAAUCCUUCCUUCCUUUUUUCCUUUCUUCCUUUCUUCCCUCCCUCCCAAGUUCCCUUCUUCCCUACCCUCUCAAUCCUUCCCUCCUUUUUUCCUCCUGUUUUUCUUUGCUCCCUUCUUUUUCUUUCUUCCUCCCUUUCUCAAACACACAUCAUCGCUCCCACACAGAGGCAGUGACUGCCCACAGAAGUCACAUAGUUACAAAGCCAAUGUAACAUCCUCCAGAGUCUGCCUUUAUCAGGUACACAUGGAAGCAGUAGCUGCACACUCAACAUAUCUUCCACAGUCUGUCUGUCUCACAUAGAGAUGCAGACACACAGUAGUGAAAGAGUGGCACGUAUACACAGCCAAUGUAACAUUCUCCCCUGUCUCUGCUUCUACAUUCAUCACACAGAGGAAGUCAUGAUUAUACAGCCCAAACAACGGAGCUUUCCCUGCAGACACAACAGAUAGAGCGACAGCCCUUGCGCUUCCCAUCAGCAAUAGGCUACACAGUGCUGUCAGAUGGUUAUACAUCCUCAAAAGUGACAGCCAGCAGGGCAUAGUCACAUCCCCAACUCAACACCUCCCCCCACCCCGAUCCGCGCCUGCUCCCCUUCGUCUCUUAUCUCAUUGGCACACUCGAUUAAACACAGAGUACAUCUCCCCAAACGCUUUUCUAGCGAACUGGUAAAUUGGAGGGAAGAUGCAGUCCGGGGUGUGGUGGGGCGGGGCUCUCUUCCAAGUCCCGGGGACUAGAGGUCUGCUGAGGUCUCCUGCUUUCCCUCUGCCCCGCGGCUCCGGGCAGGGGCCGUGCCCGUGCCCGCAGCGGGGAGGGAAACGCUUGGCGACGUGGAGUGGCCACGUGGAGCGGACCUGGGGCGGGGAUCAGCCGCGGCUACAGCGCGGCAGGCGAGACAAAGCCAAGGGGGCUCGUGGCAAGCCAGCACAGGAGCUCCCACAGCAGGGAAAAUGUUGUCCUUGUUACUGUGGCUAUGGCUGGUACCAAUGGAUCAGGCUGCUCCCAAAGAUGGGGCUGCCAGGUUAAGUGACUUGCUCCCUCAAGAUUUCCCAGAUGGGAAGCAGCAGAGUUGGGAUUCAAACUCCAGGCCUCUGAAUGAACCAAGGUUUUCCCCUCAGGACUGGAUAGAGGCUGAAGCAGGACUUGAUCUGCCAUCAAACCCCUUUCAGUCAGGCCAGGAGCAGUUUGGUUUAUUGCAGAAUUACCUGAAAGGACUGGGCCAGGCCUCUGGGGACCUGGAACAUUUGAGCCGAGAACAGGUGCUAUUAUAUCUCUUUGCACUCCAUGACUUUGAUCAGAGUGGACAGCUGGAUGGCUUGGAGCUUUUGGCUAUGCUCAAAGAAGCUCUGUUUCCUGGAGCCCGAGCUUCAUCUUCUACAAGCCAGGUGAUCAGAGUGGUAGACAAAGUGCUGGAAACCCAGGACCUGGACAGAGAUGGACUGGUGACACCUGCAGAGCUGCUCACCCUUCCUGGAGGUGCUCUGAGGUACAAAGAACCACAGGUGUCCUCUGUUUCACCUCAACGCUCAGAAAUUGUUGGCAGUCCUGCCUUGUUGGCGAUAAAGCUAUUAGAACAAGGCACUAGGGAGGCCAUGAUCCAGGAAGAAGUCACAGGCCCUGGAGGGGAAGAUGGAAAGAAAGCCACAGAUCUUGCACAAGAGGCUAGGAGCCCGGGGGAGGCCGCAGGUCCUGGAGAGAAUGACAUGAUGGUCACAGACUCUGAGCAAGAGGCCAAGAGCUUGGGGGAGGCCACAGGCCCUGAAGAGGAUGGAAAGAAGGUCCCGAACCUUGAGCAGGAGGCCAGGAGCUUGGAGGAGGCCAUAGGAAGCCCUGGAGGGGAAGUGGUUUACCAAAGCGAAGCAGGAGAGGAAGUCAAGGGUCCUUUAGGGGAAGUUGGAGAAGGGAUGGAGAUUAUUGUGGCCGAAUUAGAAACCCUAGGAGAACGUUUGGAACCUGGAGAGGUUCCAGGUGAGUUUGAAAGGCAUGCAAUUCAGCUGGAAAAUGAUGAAAUGUGAGUGUUAGGAUUAAGUCACAGUCCUGGAAGCUUUGCUCCUACAUGAAGACAUCAGACAGGUGUGUGUGUGUGUGUGUGUGUGUGUGUGUGUGGCAGAAUAUCAAAGUUGCUGGUGCUUCCCUAGAGCUCCUGUCUCAGCCCAUCACUGCUCACUCCUUUCCUGGUUCUAACCAUGGUGGCAGUCUUUAUUUGGCUCCUGGAGAACACAGUCACUAAUAGUGACUACCAUCCUGAAACUCAAAUGUCAUCCCAGAAAAAGCAGGUAGCUGCUGGGUCUGGUCACAGAGCCCAUUGACUGGUGCUGAAUGAGCAAGAAACUGAAUAGUGUUUGUCUGAUGAUGCUUGCCCACAUGUCUAGUCCAGGUGAAUCAAUACAGUACAUGGGCGAGGGGCUUUGGGGAAAGGAUGAGUGGGCAAAUGGCCCUAAGUAACCCAGGGAUGCACACAUCUGUGACCUCUUUAUAAUAUAAGUCUGAGAGAGUCUGAGCUAAGCUAGCUCCAGACCAACCUGUGAAAUGGAAAAUUCUCUAUGGUGCCAAUAAAUACCCUUCAAUCCCUCUCCUCA
Antechinus flavipes (yellow-footed antechinus) is the source of this 3387-nucleotide messenger RNA. RefSeq names its product cell growth regulator with EF-hand domain 1 (gene CGREF1). The record is from RefSeq and is a predicted model, not a curated record. The coding region runs from base 1759 to 2823 and encodes 354 amino acids. Gene Ontology annotation, molecular function: calcium ion binding. The transcript is spliced from 7 exons. Lineage: Eukaryota; Metazoa; Chordata; Mammalia; Dasyuromorphia; Dasyuridae.